Hipposideros armiger (great roundleaf bat) is the source of this 1885-nucleotide messenger RNA. It is a transcript of the gene CCDC92, whose product is annotated as coiled-coil domain containing 92. The record is from RefSeq and is a predicted model, not a curated record. NCBI's taxonomy places the organism in Eukaryota, Metazoa, Chordata, Mammalia, Chiroptera, Hipposideridae. The coding region runs from base 312 to 1262 and encodes 316 amino acids. The transcript is spliced from 4 exons. Gene Ontology annotation, cellular component: centriole.
CCGCCGCCUCGCCGGCGCCUCAGCCGCCCGCCGGGUCAGUGCGUCCAGGCCUCUCCGCCCUGGCCCUCGCUCCCAGCGUGCACCGCGGCGAGCGCUCGGGUGGGAGCCGGCGAGAUGCGCUCGGCUGGUGGCGCCCACUGACCUCCCUCGGCGGCCGGGCCGGGGCAGGGCCGGAGCCGGGAGCCAGCCCCGCCCGCCGCCCCGCCCAUGGGCCGCUGACCCCGCUGCCGCCCGCCCGGAGGACCGCGCCGAGGGGGGGAGACGCCUGAAGGACCGCGACUGCUGCGCCCGCAGGUCACCUGGAUGCCAGCAUGGCAGCCACAAACCUGGAGAACCAGCUGCACAGCGCGCAGAAGAACGUCUUGUUCCUGCAGCGGGAGCAUGCCAGCACGCUCAAGGGCCUGCACGCCGAGAUCAGGCGGCUGCAGCAACACUGCACAGAUUUAACAUACGAGCUGACACUCAAAAGUUCAGAAGAGACAGGAGACGGCUCUUCUAGAAGCAGCGAACUGAAGAAACGAUGUGACGAGCUGGAAGCUCAGCUGCAGGCCAAGGAGCAGGAGAGCCAGGAGCUGCUGCGGGAGCUGGAGCAGAAGAACGCCAUGAUCGCGGUGCUGGAGAACACCAUCCGGGAGCGGGAGCGGAAGUACCUGGAGGAGCUCAAGGUCAAGAGCCACAAGCUGAACAUGCUGUCGGGCGAGCUGGAGCAGCGGGCCGGCACCAUUGCCUACCUGACCUCGCAGCUGCACGCCACCAAGCGCAAGCUGCUCGGCUCCAGCGGGACCUGGGACGGCAGCCCUUCCGGGAGCCCCGUGCUGGCCAGCUACAAGCCAGCCCCCCUCAGAGACAAGCUGCCCGAAACGCCCCGCCGCCGCAGCAUGAAAAAGAGCCUGUCCGCCCCCCUGCACCCCGAGUUUGAAGAGGCCUACAGAUUUGGGGGCGAGAGCCGGAAACUUCUUUUGCGGGAAGCCGUGGAUGCCAUGCCUGACCCCACCCCGUUCCUGCUAGCCCGGGAGCCGGCCGAGGUCCACCUCGUCAAAGAGAGGCCCCUGGUCAUCCCCCCCAUCGCGUCCGACCGCAGCGCGGGCGAGCAGCACAGCCCGGCCCGCGAGAAGCCGCACAAGGCCCAUGUAGGGGUGGCACACCGUAUCCACCACGUCACCCCGCCCCAGGCCCAGGCCGAGGUGGAGACGCUGGCGAUCGACCAGGUGAACGGAGGCAAGGCUGUGAGGAAGCACUCAGGGACGGACAGAACUGUGUGAAGCCCGCCGGCGGCCCACACCGGCUGUCCACUCACUGUGAUCGCCACAGGAACAUCUCAGCCACUCCUUUUUGUUUUGAGUUUUCAUUUCCAUGCAUGCCAAUUUUUUUUCAGACCUGUCACAGGUAAUUCUCCUCCCACCCCACCUGCUCUCUCAGACACCAGAAUGUGACCGCGCCCCCUGCUGCAGAACACGUAUUUACUAACCGCGUGGCCAGACGCCUGCGUGCCCAGCGGCUUGCUUCUGACCCCACUCGGUGUAGCUCAGUGCGCGCGUGGGCAGCGCGCAGGCCACAGGCUGCAUUACUCUCAAUGCUAAUGAAAUCAGAUAGCCACAUGCCUACGUCCACAGCCAGAGCCACACAUACCCCCCUGACCUUAGCCCUCCGGUUUCCAGGGCAGCCUGUGGGGAGCAGCCUCUGCUCCCGCCCAGAGACCCCGUAACCUCCCGAGACACCUUUCCCCAGGCGGCACCGUAAGCGAGCAGCUGUAUGUGUAUGUCACAGGAACUAAAUAAGAUGACAUUGCUCCUCGUAUCACCACAACCUGAAUGUGUGUUCAUAUUUUUUGUUAGUUUUAUCCAAAAUGUUCAAGAUCCCAACAAACUUUAUUUUCUAAACCUGC